GGAAGAAGGUGGUGUUCAGCGAUUGAGAACACUGGCCUUCACGUCGAUGUGAGCUCUGCUUGCUCAACAAUAGCGGCGCGCCGCCUGCUGGACACUACCAAUCACCCAGCGACUCGGCCUCAUCAUCACAUACUCGAAUUUUACUUUUGACUCUCGCCUUUUCAUCGACGCACCUCUCUGUACAAACCCCUUUAUUGACACAAACCCUUUGUUCCGUCACCACCGCGGCCGGCCCGUCAAUAUCCUCCAUUCCUUCGCCGGCAUGCCCGAACCGAACCCAUUCGCCUUCACUGGACCCAAUGUCCCUCAGCUACGCUCCUCCGAUGCCAGUCUGCGGGCAGAGCUGGCCCGGUUGAAGCAGCAUGUCGUGGUGUUGCAGCCCAAGGUGCAGGAUCUCGAAGACGCAAAUGGCGUAGCGCAGACGCUAGCGGCUGCCAAGAAUCAAGUGCAGGACUCUCAAAGAGAGACGAAGCGCGCUCAAAUCGCUGAAAGAGUCGCCCGCGAGGCGCUCGAUGCUGUCCGCAACACUUCCAACAUGUCGCAAGCUUCGGUGUCAAGUCAAGACAAGGCAGAGAAGCUGUUGAGCGAGUCGAAGCAGGAGAUCGGGAAGCUGCAGGUCGAGCUUGAGACAUGCAAGGGUCUCCCAGACAACGCGUCAGAGAGCCUCGGUGACACCAGCACCAACCGCGGCGACAGUGAGCGCGUCCUGCAGGAGCUCAAGGACGAGUUCGAAGCACGAUUCCACGCUGCGUCCGAAGAAGCCAAUACAGUGAACGAGAAGCUAGAGAAGGAGCUGCAGGACGUUCAAGAUCGGCUCGAAGAAGCCAAAGCAGGACUUCAGCAGCUGAAGGAAGAGGCUGGUGAGACUGAGGAGGAGCUCGAGACGGUCCGCAACCGCAACGCGAACCUCGACAUCGAUCUCCAGAACCACAAGGACCUUCUCAACAGCCUCCACAACGACUUCGACAACCGCCUCCAGGCCGCGACUGAAGAUGCAAACACAACGAUCGCCGAACAGCAAGCCGAGCUGCAGCGGGUCAGAGACCGCCUUGAUGACGCUACAACAGAACUCCAGCAGAUGAAAGAAGAGGCUUCCGAAGCCAAAACAGAUCUCAAAACGGCCCGCAACGACAACGCGAAACUCGACAAAGCCCUCGCGCACCAAAAGGACACCGUCGCUCACCUCAGCGAAAUCAACGACCACCUUCUCGCCGAUCUUGCAGCGAAAGAGGCCGAGCGCAAAGCCCUGGCCCGCGACCGCGACGACUUCGAAGUGCGUCUUACCAAGACACUGCUGGCGUUGAAGGAAAGGGAGGAGGGCGAAGCUGAAGCUCGCAAUGCGCUAGAAUCGUUCGUGGCUGAGACGGAGCUCGUCGCCGAUGGAACGAGCGAGCAAAUCACGCGUCUUCAGGGCGACGUCGAUACCUACCUCGAGGGAAGCACGGAGCACGCGCGCGUCGUGGCCGUCAAGGACGAACGGAUCGCAAAGCUUGAACGAGAGAACGAGAUCCUUAAGAACAGGCUCGAGGAAGGGCAGGCGCACAACCCAGUCAAAGAGAACAUCCCACGGCCGAUUACAUACCGCAACAUCAGCAUUGCCAGCCACAAAUCACUAGCCGAGGAGCUCGAUCUCGAUGAUGACCAGUCCAUCGGCGGUCUUUCUGAUUUCGAAGAGUCUGCGACGAACUCAGUCUGUCUCGAGCUAUCCGCUGUGCGUGACAUCAUCAGCAUUGCUCCCCACGACAUGACCGCGCCUAAAUUGACAGUGUCUGUCAGUGAUGCUGUCUCCACUACACCGCGACGCCCAGCCUCCUUUAUGGAAUGCUCCCCAGUCAGCAGCGUUUCGAGCAUCCAGCCUGCCCAGCCCACUGCACCGACGUUGUCCGUCUACAAUGACACGGUAGCAGAUCUUGCACCAUCUAAGCCUGUGGCUACUACAUUGUCUCUGUUCGAGGAGACAGUUCUGUGCAUCUCGCCCAUCGAGCCCGCAACUGCACCGCUCGCUUUUUCUGAUAUCAACGAAGCUCUGGACUAUGCACCGUUUGAGCCUACCAUCUCACCAUCCGAGUUACCUGCUCCUACCUUGUCGCUGUCCGACCUUACAGUAGAAUCUGUCUCCCCGUCUCAACCCAGCAUUGCGCCGCUCUUAAUCUCCAACGUCCAGACAGCUCUCGACUAUGCUCCUGCUGGGCCUGCUAUUUCGGCAUCAACCACUAUACCUGAACCGCAGAAGCUUUCUUUGCACGCCGGCGAGACGUUGAACUAUGCUCCGGUUCAGCCUGCGACCAUGGCACUUCUUGCGGCACCUGAAACGGAGACACUCACUUCCAACAUUUUCAAACAUGCGUUUGUCAGUCUUGACCCGGAUCCAAGCAGCGGUUCCGUCACCGAUCCUCAUGCACAUCAGGCUUGUGAUAAAUCUGACCGGAUGGAUUCGAAAGCUAAUCGCAAGGGCACGAAGCCGGAGGGCAAGAGCGCAGACUUCAUCGACAGCUUGUGGUGGCAAUAUGGCUCGCCUUGUCCCAGCUUGAAUAGUUCCAGGCACAAAAACCUAGGCGCCGAUCCUGAGAUUGCAACUUCGAGCCUACGGAGACGCAGCCCAAUUGAUGCCUUUGCCAAGCUUCCCGAGCCUUCUGGCACUACCAACCUGGACGAACUCUCAGCAACAUGGCCACUUGAGGACGAACCGAUAGGAGAGUCAGCGAAAUUACAAUGCGCAGCAUCCACAACCACAACGUCCAUCUCCCCAGCACUCGAGUCUACAACACUGAAGUUGACAACAUCCAAGCCGACAACACCCCCUUUCACACCCACAACCCCUGGUGCCGUCCCUGUGGCGCAAGGAAAAGGACUUCUUACCGCUUCCGCCCACUACUUGCUCCACUUCCUCAUGGUCCUCUACUGCUGGCAUAUUUGGAGCCAGCUCCAUGACUGGGAGCACGCCAACGGUGUCGGCCUUGGAGAAGGAUACGGCAAUGUUCACAAUGGCUAUGGACCCUACGGCAAUGGGCGGGUACUGCUAGGUAUGCUGCCUAUCAACUUGCUGAGUGCUGACAGUCCUUUGCCGGCUAAAGCUGUUGAGGUCAUCACUAGUACUGUUAGCGCUUUCGAAGGAUUGAUUGGACUUGGACCUACGCCGUUGUUCUGAGUACACGCGACGACUGCAUCAUGAGAAGGAACGAUCACCCCUCUAC
Molecule: messenger RNA, 3194 nt
Organism: Macroventuria anomochaeta
Lineage: Eukaryota; Fungi; Ascomycota; Dothideomycetes; Pleosporales; Didymellaceae
Exons: 1
Coding region: 263-3148 (961 amino acids)
Source: RefSeq, a predicted model, not a curated record